Molecule: messenger RNA, 3501 nt
Organism: Rodentolepis nana
Lineage: Eukaryota; Metazoa; Platyhelminthes; Cestoda; Cyclophyllidea; Hymenolepididae
Source: the annotation of a GenBank genome assembly
AUGUCUCAUACUUUCAAACCCGAAGAUAGCAAAAAUGUGCACAAUCAAAUUCCCAUCAUUUACAUCGAAAAUAACUGUUCUACGGAUCCUUCUCAAUAUUCGCCUCCCGGACGUCAUUUACCCACAUAUAUGCCAGACUCAGAACUCUCUGCUGACCGUGAUUUAUCGCUAAAUAAUCAGACUUCUCAAUUUCUUUGUUGGUUUGGUGAUUUAAGUUCGCCGAAACAGUUCGUUUAUACAGUAUUGACACUGCAGAACAUUAGUAGUGACUAUUUGAAACUUGUCCAUUCACUGAUCACCUACAGAUUGGGAGAAGAUUUUCAUCAUAAUAGUAUUGCAACAAAAGCGGUUGAUAUUGAGUAUUUAAAGGGUCUUGAUCAAAGCUCUGACGAUUUUUCUGCAACCAUUCUCGAACUACUUUUCUCGCUUGACUCUUCAAAAGACAAGGCAGCUGAUUUGAACCAAAUUCAUGACAUAUAUCUAACCCUUGUUGACAAAGCCCUCGAAAACGCGUCACAACAGAAAUUGGUUUUCGAUGAUAUCUGCGAUUCUUUAGAAGGUCAACUCCUAAUAGUGGCUAUGUCGACGCCGCUUUUCACUCUGGAAGAUCGUCAUUUUCUCCGAAAGAAUAUCAAAUUACGCUCUGUAACUGGCAAUUCCUGGCAGUCUGCUGGUUUGCUAAAUCUAGUUAAUGAACUUUUCGAGGUCUUUGAACUUAAUCGGACAGGCUCUGAAGGAUGUUUUGUGCCAUUUUGUUUAUUUGUCGAAUUCUCUUGUGUAGUGUUGUGCCCAUCGAAAUCUCUCUCUCGGAAUGUCCGAAGCUCAAGCAUCAAUUCGCCCUUUCCUUUCAUUCCACGCUCACUUCACACGUUUCAAAGUCGUCGACAUCACAGUCUAGUCCCACCAACCAGUGAAAACUCACUUCUCGUUCCCUCUCCCUUUGCAAUGGCCCAUCCAUUCAGUUCUUCCACCUCUUCUUCUCCAAAUUCUUCAGGCUUUGUUUCUGGCAGUGAAUCCAUGUACCAAGGACUGAACGAACCCUCAACUCUGAGUAUUCGUGGGAAUCGUCUAGCUGCUCCUUCACUUAGUCGUCUUUACCUCCUGCGACGCCAGUCGGCUUCUCCCUAUUCGCCUCAAGAAGGCGAGCUUAAAGAAGAGGAUGACAGCGCGUCCUCAUCUGGAAAUCCUACAAAACUUGACAUCAGUGGGUCAUGUACUAGUCUACUUAUCCCUCCUCAAAAUGAAGUCGUGCUUUCUUCAUUUGAGUCCUCUGAAGCCAUAACCUCGGAUAUGAGUAUGCGCCAAUCAGAAGAAAGGUCUCAUGUGCCCUGUCUGACUGUGUCUUCCCCACCGCCGCCACAAACCAAUGUACCAAGUACUCCCCCUCCACCACAGAUUAGCUGUGAAGAGUUCACGGACCAACCGCGUCGAUCUUCGAUAUCCAAAGAGUUACAAAGAUCAGGUGAAACGCUUAGCGGAGCUGCAUCUCUCCGUGAUGAACAGUUUGAGGACCCGGGGAUGGCUCAAAUUCCGGUUUGGUUGAAGAGUUUACGUUUACACAAGUAUAUCGGUCUCUUCAAGUGCCUAACCUACUACCAAAUGUUGGGAAUUACCGAUGAGUGGUUGCAACGCCAACACGUUACUCAAGGAGCACGAAAUAAAAUCCUUGUGAGUAUCGCCAACCUAAGUACACGUUCAGCUACUCUAACCAACCUGGAAAGUCUCAUUGAAACCUGCGCCCAAAACUCUUCUCUCCGAGCAUCCACUCUUCGUGGAUGUCUCUACGAACUUCGCAGCUGCCUCCAAACUCCCUUUCCGCCUUCACCCAGCCAACCGUCGGCCACCUCUCCUCAACGUUGCAUCUCUCCUACAUCCUCACUAGAGGAUACUAAUUUUGUGUUUGGAAGUGAUGUUGAGGACUUUGUUGGAGUGGAUGAUGGAGAUUUUGACGAUUUUCAACCAUCCUCAAGAAGCUUGUGUCAGUGUCCUUGUACAAACUCGGACACUUGUCUGUUUGAUCGUAGCGGGGUGGGCUUGGUUUCACCGAAGCGACCCAAAUCGAGUGAAGGCGGUGCUGCCUCUGCGGUUACUGCUGUUAAUACUACUGAAAUUGAGACUAUUAGACAAUUCUUCCCUUCAGAUAAUUCCCAUGAACAACCGGUAACUACGGAAGAGCAGGAACAACAGGGUGCUCCGUCGUGUAAGGAGGCAGUAGCGGAGGAGAACCUAUCUGAGCAGAUCAUGAGAUGUCUGAAUCAUGGAUAUAAAGCUCUUCUCAUCGAGCCAGUCGAAAAUGACGACAAUUAUGGAUUUUUUAUACAACUACUGGGGAUUGUUCUUGAUCAUCCUUCCUUCAGUCGAUCUCAGAAGGAUCAGGUGAUUUCCUGGGAGAAAGAGUUGAUAGAUCGAUUAGGUCCUGCCCCACCCCCACCUCGUCGAUCAUCUUAUCACCACCAUCAUCGAGCAACAUCCCGCCGUUCUUCCUAUCAGUACUCCUCCCCACCAUACCAAGGCCCCCAUAUCGAUCGCGGAGGCUCCCAUUCUGCACCCUACACCCCACGUUCCAGUGUAGGGCCUCCCGUUCUCACACGGCCCUACUUUACUUCCCCUGUGCGAAUGUCCUUCUUACAUCCCCAGUCCCAACAGCCCACGCCGCAUUCACCCUUUCUUCAUGCACAAUCACUUUUCAGUUCUGGUGGACCAGGACCCCGUUGGGUGGGGGGUAUUGUGAGAGGCCGCAGUGCUGAACCCGAUGUCUAUCAUCACCACCAUCAAGGCGGUGGAGGUAUACCCCUGAGAGCUACUGUGUACCAUGAACAACAACAGCCGGCAGCACCACCUCCGCCUCCUCCUGUGAUGAUCGUUCCUUCAACGCAUUGUGGACAGCAUCAACAGAGGGUGGCUAGCAUGGAUAGCCUUACUGUGGUAUCGACACCGUAUGGACUUAUGGAACCUUAUCCGACCUCUGCACAUCCGUUUCUCCCUCGAACUCGUUUGAUUUCUUGCCACGAUCCCCAUGUGAGCAGUGAUCUCUCAGCGCCCUCUGUAUCGCCCUUCGCCUCGCCAGAACUCCACCAAUCUGCAGCCACUACAGUAUGUUUCAAUCUUCUUCCUCCACCCCUGCCGCACUCAAGAGGAGGAGCCCCCGAAGGUGCCGCUUUUCUCUCCCCUUCUCCUUCCUCUCAGCUUCAACCGCCGCCGCAGCCUGGACCUUCAUCACAAUCUCCUGCCCGAUGGAUGGGACGAGCCAGUGUCUCAAGUGGUUCUUCUGUCAUUUCGGAGUACUCUACAGCGGAAAUUAAUAGAGAUUUGGAGCUACUUACUGAAAAGGUCACCAAGCUGGCCAUUGAAGGUGAGCCAUUAGCCUUAGCAAAUCGGAUUCCCCAAGCGAAUAGGCUUCAAUGCAAAAACAAACAGGAGUACUUAUUUGUUUCCCCUUCCGGAUUUCUUAUCACCCCUGCCUACAAGGUGUUGGACAAGUGGACAAAAGCUGGACUUUAA